Molecule: messenger RNA, 3213 nt
Organism: Aedes albopictus (Asian tiger mosquito)
Lineage: Eukaryota; Metazoa; Arthropoda; Insecta; Diptera; Culicidae
Exons: 2
Coding region: 1841-3061 (406 amino acids)
Source: RefSeq, a predicted model, not a curated record
ACAAAGCUGCAAUUUCGACAGAUUACUAAUCAAAGUUUUCAAAACCUGUCAAAAUUCUAGCUUCAUACAGCAUUCUGUUAGCAAGAUAUGUGUUUGAGAAGCUUCAGAAUGUGACUCCGGAUAAUCCAGUCUGACCUGUAUCCCGCCAGCAGUCGGUAUAUAAUAUAUAUCCACUGACAGCAUUGUCGUCCCCUAAGACUUCAGAACUCUUCCGGGAAUUUCACCAGAUAACAGACAAUUCCUCCAGUGAUUUUUUUUUCGGAAAUUUGGAAAUUCCUCUAGUGAUUCCUUCUGGAUUCUUCAGAGAUCCUCUUUCGCAUGGAGAUUCAUUCACCCUAAACAUAGAUACUCGGACAUCGCUGAAACAAGCUCUACUAUCUAUACCUAACGUAUCCCACACACGGAAACAAACACCCUAUCAGCCCUAAUUGUUUAUUUUUAGGUGCAAUGGAUAUCGUAUGUGCAUCAUGCGGUUCAAAAUUCAGCUUUGUUUCUAUUUAUCAGAGACACAUGCGAAUCCACAGAUUCAACAACACUUUUUCAUGUGGUCUUUAUGGGUGUAACAUAGUUUUUAAAAAAUAUACCAGCUUCAUAUCGCAUUUGGGACGAUCACACUCGCAAAAAUCAAGUACGAAUAAUUUUGAAUACAAAUGUACUGCUGAUAAAUGUUUAUUUUCGCACGAAAAUUUUGAAGUCAUGACUAAGCACUUAAAGGAUCAUUUAGCAGGAGGUGUUCCAGUCUAUUGCCCUUUGAAAUGCAGGGAAAAGUCAUUCGAAACAUCAAAUGCUUUGAAGAUUCACAACAUAUAUCACCACCGAAAUGUCCAGAAUAUUCGUGAUCCGGAGAACCAGAUUGAGAUGUCCUGCAUAGACAAUUCCACUGUAAUCGAACAACAGAAACAACCGGAAACCAAUUUCGAUGAGAAUCAACAUAUUUCAAACGCAGCAAAUUUAUUCGGAACCAUGUUUUUGAAGAUACUUUCUAAGCAUCACGCCUCAAGCAUUAUUGUACAGCAGAUUGUUGAUGCUAUAACCGAAUUGACAAAAUCUCAGCAAGAACUAAAUCAUCACAGAAUUUCAGAAAUUGCAAAGACAUUUCAACUGUCUGUAUUUGAAACUAAUGAAAUUUUGCAGGAUUUUGGAUCCGAAACUAUAAGUGCUCUGUUAUUUGAUCCUGCUCACGGAAUGUUUCGCUCGGAGCACAUGCGUCGAAAAUAUUUCAAGGAUAACUUCUGCUACGUGGAGCCUGUAGAAAUUGAAAUAUCGCCCAACAGCAAUCGUUUCAUUUAUUAUGUCCCUGUUUUACGAACAUUGGAGUCGUUGUUUAAUGGCGGAUAUGGAUUGGCUCCACCGUUUUUUACUACUCCUGAUGGAACUGCUGGAUUCAUGACUAAUUAUACAGAUGGUCUACGAUUUUCAACUAAUACAUUGUGUCAAAGCUCCUACAAUGUUCACAUAUUCUUAUAUCAAGAUGGUUUUGGUACCGUCAAUCCGUUGGGUGAUGCCAAGACGCGCCAUAAACUGGUAGGAGUGUACUUCACUAUUGGAAACAUGCACCCAGUACUACGCUCAAGAACUGAAAACAACUUCUUAGCACUGUUAUGCUUUGAAAAGGAUUUAAAACUAUACGGAGUUGACUCUAUAUUCAAGGUGCUAAUCAACGAUAUAAAGCUAUUGGAAACAGAAGGCCUAAAUAUAAACAUCGGCGAAACUGAGACUCUAAUACAUGGAACAAUAUUUGCAUUGCUGGGAGAUAAUCUAGGUAUUCUAAGAUUUUAUAAUGAACAUAGGUACAUAGCCUUUAAACAUAUUUCUUUACCAUUUCCCAGGUACUCACCAAAUGGUUGGAUUGGUGGAAAAUUUUUCAUCGCAUCAAUAUUUUUCACGGUACUGCUACACUACCUUACAAGACUUCCGACGCACGCCACUAAACACCUGUCAAAUGAGACAUCAAGAUUCUUAUGAACAAGACAUACGUGAUUGUAUAAAUACCGGAAAACCGGUGAAGGGCAUUAAAAGCCCCACUAUUUUUAAUGAGCUCUCACAUUUUCAACUAUUCGAAUAUGGAAUGCCGCCAUGUGUGGCACAUGACUUAUUUCUUGGGUGCUUCAACUAUGAUAUUAUGCUAAUACUUCGACGAUUUAUCAGAAAUAAGCUAAUUGGAGAAAAAUAUCUACAAAGUAGGCUGAAUUAUCUUUUAAAGAAAUUCCAGCUUAACUCUAAAAUCACCCUAAAUUUCAAAAAGAAAUGUGUCACAAGCAAAGCUGUAGACGUUUGGCAUAUGAUUCAAGUAAUACCCUUAUUGCUUAUCAAACACGAACAGUUACAAACUGAUCCUGCAUAUAAGCUCAUAAUGAUGCUGAAAAACAUAACUGAUAUUUUAACAGCUCCGCUGAUACCUAAAAGACAAGUUGGAAUGCUUCAGUUGGAAAUUCGUCACUACUUGGAAAUCAGAUCAUCACUUUUUGUAACUCCUCUGCGCCCAAAACACCACUACCUUACUCAUUAUCAUCAUCUCAUACUUCAGUAUGGCCCAUUUAUGCAAUUUAGUACAAUGAGUGGUGAACGUAAGCAUUCGUUCUUCAAAACGGCAUUGCGGCAUGCAGGGAAUUAUAAAAAUAUCUUGAAGCUGUGCAGCGAACGGCAUCAGUAUUGGCAAGCUUAUUUAAGUACAAACAAACAAAGAUUCAACGAAGAAAUUAUCUGUGAAGGGGACGUGCGUACCUGCAAAUAUUUAAACGAAGACGAAAAACACAUAAUGGAAUUCUACGGUUGCUAUGGAGAAGAUUUCAAAUAUACAAACUCAAUCGUCUACAUGGGUACUACUCUCAAAUCUGGAUACUGUUUAUUCGUGGAUCAUGAUGAAUACGAGGAUUCAUUCCAUUUUCUUUGGACACAUGGUAUCGUUUAUAAUGAAACUACAAGCGACAUCUUCGUUUAUGGAGAAAAUAUGACAGCAACUUAUUUUACGGAGUUGGGAGUUACUGUUGUUGAUGAAAAUUGCACCAGAGACACAAAUUGUGUGAAUAUAAAACUUUCCCGGAUAUUACUCCUCUUGUAAUGUAUACAUGUAAGGGAAAUACAUAUUUAUUCAAUAAGCAUGCACUGCCUAGAAAAUAAGAAUGGCAACUUCGACGUCUCGACUUAUACGUAUUUGCAACUCCGAUCGAAAGAAAUCCUUUGUUAAGUGCUGUCCCACAAUUCAGAAUGUAC